GACAAGACCAUUAAAAAAUGUACCCUGUUAGUAACACACUCCUCAUCCCUACCAGCUGCAUGGAGGCUGUGCAGACUGUGUUGCAGGGGAAUCUUUUCCUGACAGCACGAAGCACACUGCAACAACUCUCAGUGUACAUAGUGUGCAUCACAGAGUGGGAGUUCAGUCCAUGCUGCACUGUGAAUAACUCGCCGCUGCUCCUCAGCUGUGGGCUACAGUGCGAUGAUGUAACAGGAAGUAGUGGGUUGCCUUCCAACGUCAACCUGACAGCCGCUCCGGCUGCGCUCAUUCAGAGCCGGAGAUCCGCCGCGUCUGGUCGCUCCCUCCACGCCGAGGACCGAAGACACUUUGGGGGAUUGCCUUGACCGUGUGUGUGUGUGUGUGUGUCUGUGUGUGUGUGAGGGAGAGAGAGAGAGCUCCGGUGGAAACCUCCGCGCUGCUGUUGGAUUUUAUUCUCCGAUCUGCAGCUGGUCCAUCAUCAACCAAGUCCGAUAUGGCCAAAAGGAAGAUGGAUAUCAUCGGGCGGAGCGGGGUGGUGGCACUCAUACUGCUGUGUAAUCUAUCCAAGACUUUUGUGAAGGCGAGCCUGGAGGUGAACGAAACCCACCAGCAGAAUCUAAACAACGGCUACCACGACAUGGGGGUCACCAGGAACAAGAUCGUCACGGCGCAGUUCGAGUGCUAUCAGAAGAUAAUGAAGGACAACACCAACAACAGAGACGAGCCCAUGUGUAAUCGUACGUGGGACGGCUGGCUGUGUUGGGACGACACAAAGUCGGGAGUUGUCACAGAGCAGCACUGCCCGGACUACUUCCAGGAUUUUGAUCCUUCAGAGAUGGUUACAAAGAUCUGCACCGACAACGGUCACUGGUUCCUGCAUCCGGAGAGCAACCGCACGUGGACCAACUACACCCGCUGCAACGAGCACACCAACGAAGGCAGAAUGACGGCGAUGAAUCUGUUUUAUUUGGCGCUCAUCGGACACGGGCUGUCCCUGACCUCCCUCUUCGUCUCCCUCGGAAUAUUCUUCCACUUCAAGAGUUUAAGCUGCCAAAGGAUCACCCUCCACAAAAACCUCUUCUUUUCUUUUGUUCUGAACUCCGUGAUCACCAUCAUCUGGCUGACGGCCGUGGCAAACAACCAGGAGCUGGUGCAGAGGAAUCCAACAAGCUGUAAAGUGUCCCAGUUCAUCCAUCUGUACCUGUUUGGAUGCAAUUACUUCUGGAUGCUGUGCGAGGGGAUCUACCUGCACACUCUCAUCGUGGUGGCUGUGUUCGCUGAGAAGCAGCACCUGAUGUGGUACUACCUUUUAGGCUGGGGAUUUCCUCUCAUUCCUGCUUCCAUUCACGCUGUCGCUCGAAGUUACUACUACAACGACAACUGUUGGAUUAGCUCCAAAACGUCGCUACUCUACAUCAUUCACGGUCCCAUCUGCGCUGCUCUGCUGGUCAAUCUGUUCUUUCUCUUGAACAUCGUGCGAGUGCUCAUCACCAAGCUGAAGGUGACCCAUCAGGCGGAGUCGAGUCUCUACAUGAAAGCCGUGAGAGCCACCCUCAUCCUGGUGCCUCUUCUGGGAAUUCAGUACGUUCUGCUUCCCUACAAGCCGGAGGGACGGGUCUCCUCCGAAAUAUACGACUACAUCAUGCACAUACUGAUGCAUUACCAGGGUCUGCUGGUUGCCACCAUCUUCUGCUUUUUCAAUGGAGAAGUCCAAGCAGUCCUGAGGCGGCACUGGAACCAGUACCACAUCCAGUUCGGCAGCAGCUUAAACCACUCGGACGCCCUGCGCUCCGCCUCCUACACGGCCUCGUCCAUCACCGAGGUGCAGGGCUGCUACAGCAUCGACGGCCACUCGGAACACAUGAACGGCAAAGGCUGCCACGACGCAGACGCCGCCAUCCUAAAGUCAGACAGCCCCUUCGCCUGACACCAACACUCGCCUGACACCCCUCCCCCUUAUAAACUACAGCAUGUUUGGAGCUCCACGGGAAACUCUCUUCCUGUAGAUACAAUGUUGGAAAGGAAUGAGCGGGGAAAAGGAUUUUAUACCCAGGCUUUCACCCACAUGGAGGAUAUUGUCAGUCACGUGGACACAGGCCCCCUUUAACAGAACUGUUCGGUGAGCUCAACUCGUCCUGCGCUGUUUUUUUGUCUACAACUUGCAAGUGAACUGCUUCCGCCCGGACAAAGAUGCAUUCUGAUAAUCACUCCGUAGUUGCGAUCUCUCUGCCCGACAGAUUUUUUUUUUGUCUUUAAACGGAUGAAUAUUAACUUCCUCGACUGUCAUUUUUUUUCCCUCUAGGGGGUCUCAUGUUGUGCACAAAAAGCCUUUGGUUACACUGUAAAAAAAAAAAAAAAUUGACAUGGUUAGUGCCAAACCAAGAAAGUCCUCGCCUGCCUCAUUUAUUUUUUUAUAUUUCAGUACAGAACCAGAACGAAGAUAGGAUGUCUAACAGGUGCGUAAUAAUAUAUUAAAAACUAUAUUAUAUCUUUCACAUGUUAAACUUAAUUUAUCUGAAACAUAUUCUUGUUUAUGAAAUGAAAUAAAUACCAUACAGUAUUUAUUUAACUUGACAUGCUACUUUUUUUUGUUUCCAAAUUUAGUCAUUUAAAUACCAACAUGACUUGUUGCCAGCUUCACAAACAAGUUUCUCUGUUUUUCUUGUUUGUUUCUAUGUGUGAGGAUGAUUUACAGAUCGCGCCGAUAGCUUGCGGGCUUCGUUUUUUAAGAGAUUUGAAGUUGAAGUGAUCCUUACUGCAUCCUUUAAUUAAAACAAACAAACAAACAAACAAACAAAAACACCUGGUUGGCUGUAAUGUAACUUGUGUUAACACAGUAUUAUCACCGUGAAGCCGUCGUGAAAUUACUUGUACUCCGACAUCUUCUCAUUACACUCGAAUGUAACAGUGACGCGUAAAGACCUGGCUCUGAGCAUUACAUACAUCACAUUCCGCAUACGCUGCUGUCUUCAGCCUUACUCUUCUCAAAUUACGCAGAUUUAGCCGAUACAUAAGCAUUUCCAGGUGUUCAGACUGAAAACAGCGCUGUGUUAGAAAAUGCAGAGGGCUCCGUCGCUGUGGUCAACUGUGAGAAAGUGAAAUACGAGGCCAGUUUGAGGGAUACGUCCGUGACUUUUUGAAAAGAUCGGUUUGGAUUUUGUAAUGUCGUUUUAAUACACUACUCACAUGUGAUUGAAAGAGUUAUAGCUGACUUCAACAGUGUCGUCUGAUCAUGCUGGCUGUUAAUCCUUUUUGUAGUGCAGGUACAGAAAAAAAUGGUCUCGCAAAAAUAUGUUGUACAGGUCAGACAAAUUCAAAUAUAUUCAGCCAAAUCAAGUGAGUAUCUUCAUGCUAACUCGUUGUGUGUUUAUUAUAAAAAAGGGGGAAUUUUGUAGCAUAAAUAAAGAUUAUUCUGGUUAUUUUUUUCCCUUCCCAGUACAAUUCUGCUACAGUUCUUGUGGACUGAACUUCAUAUAUCAUUUACAUUUAUUUAUGGCCACUUGUGCAGUGAAAAAAAAAUAAAGAAACUGUUCAGUUGCAUACAGGUGUGCGAGAUGCUGCUGGGAAGCAGCAGGGCCGUGUUUCUUAUAAAUAAAUGAUGUGGUAUCAUACUGGUGCAUGGACUCAUGUAGUCGUUAGGGAUUCUAUCACUUUAGGCCGUAUCGGAACAACCCUGAAUGCUACAGCCAUGACUUGCGAAAGGAUAUCACGCUGGACAUUUUAUCUGUGGGAAAGGUGUGACCAACCAAACCAGCGAAGUUAUCAGCCAGUCAGACUUUAAGAGCAGUGUCAGCUUGGCUUUGAUUAGUCAAUGCAGGGUAUUUUCAGAUGAUGCUGGAUUGCUUUGCGUCCAGUUGAGCCCAAUUUAAAACAAUCCUGCGUUUUUAAUUUUUGCUUUUUUUUUUGGUUUUUUCGCUGGAGCCCGCUGCAACAAAAGCAAUGACCUCACUAUGAAUGAGGGAGCUGCACUUUUUUCUUACACAGUGCUCGUGUCAGUCUGAACUCAGCCUUAUUCAUGUGAUAAAAUUGUCAUGUCACUCAAGAAGCUGUGCGAAAAAAAAAAAAAAAAAAAUACUGCAAAAAAAAAAAAAAAUGUGUGAAGCAUUUAUUAUUCAGUCAUUAUUCAUCAGCCCGAACCUCCAAACUUUUUAUUUACUCUCUCUUCUGUUUUUCUGAACAUUUCAACACAUUGUCCACAAUGCUGGGAACAUGAGUCACUAUGAGCUGAUGUAAAUAUUUUUGUAAAUUUCUGGAUAAAGUGGAUAAACUG
Messenger RNA from Acanthopagrus latus (yellowfin seabream), 4270 nucleotides. RefSeq names its product calcitonin receptor-like a (gene calcrla). Gene Ontology annotation, cellular component: plasma membrane. Gene Ontology annotation, molecular function: calcitonin receptor activity; calcitonin gene-related peptide receptor activity; adrenomedullin receptor activity. Lineage: Eukaryota; Metazoa; Chordata; Actinopteri; Spariformes; Sparidae. The record is from RefSeq and is a predicted model, not a curated record. The transcript has 13 exons. Gene Ontology annotation, biological process: angiogenesis; cell surface receptor signaling pathway; adenylate cyclase-activating G protein-coupled receptor signaling pathway. Bases 494 to 1927 code for a protein of 477 amino acids.